AUGUUUGCCAAAAGUAGCAGGUUUUUGAAUUUAAAAAAAUUUGCAUGUCAAAUACGUUCAAAGGUUAGCUUGACUGCCAUGGAUGCGUCCAACAGUUCACCUAUCAAAAGACCCACUCCAAUAUUGAUACUUGAAACCAAUGCACCCAAAGGUUGGUCUGCAGAGUGGCAGAAUCGAUUGAGUCAACUCGGUUACAUGUCUACAGUCGCACACUUAUCAAUAACAGACAAGCACCUUGGGCCAGACGAACGAUUGAAUAUGUAUUACAAAGAAUUAUCGGAUUGUACAAAAUCCCUCUCAUUCUUUCCCCCUCUCUUUAUCGGACAUGAUUAUGAAUCCUGGAGAGUUUGUCAGAAAUAUGUGUCCAAUAAGCCCGUGUCUGGUUUGGUGCUUUUAGAGCCAAAACACUCUACAAAGACAGACCUGCCGUCUAGUGAAUUCGAACCACGUUUUCCAAUCGCCCUUGUCUCCAGUCUACCAAACUCAACCCCUCCAGCCUUCUUGGAGGGUUGGAUAGACCAUGAGACUGUCAAUGAGGACAAUGAGAUGUUUAAAAGGAUGAUUACCUGGAUGGAUGAUGUUGGAAUGUAA
Molecule: messenger RNA, 591 nt
Organism: Phycomyces blakesleeanus NRRL 1555(-)
Lineage: Eukaryota; Fungi; Mucoromycota; Mucoromycetes; Mucorales; Phycomycetaceae
Exons: 3
Coding region: 1-591 (196 amino acids)
Source: RefSeq, a predicted model, not a curated record